UGCAGAGCGGUUCAGUGUGCCAACUCGUUGGUUCAGGUGCAGUCGUAAUCGGUACUUCAAGGUGUGUUGUUUUUGCGCUUUCUGGGUAAAUUCGCUGUAAUAAUGUUGGGUCGAGUGCGCUAGUGUUUGUUGCUUUGCUCACUUGAAAAUUCUACACAGCCUUUGCUAGUGCUCAAUUUCCUGGGCUUUUAAUCUAUCUCCAACACUCCAGUGAGGCCAAAUUCGGAACGAAUAGUGUUAACAUUAAUUAUAACUCUACUGAUAAAAGUAAUUGUAAAUAUUUAAUUUUAACGUAGAGAUUACUGGGCGAAUGGUAGAGAAGUUAAGUGCGCAUUUGUGAUGCUAAUUUUUGUUAAGUAUAUGCGGUCGAUGCAAGAUAUCACACUAUUCACAUAUUAAUUGCUUUUUUGUGUGAUGAUGAUGAUGGGAGUAUAUUGUUGAAGCGUUUUUCAUUAAUGAUCAUCUGUUUCGUCACCCAAAAAGGUAAAUUAUUCCGAGCGCUGGUGCAUGGAACGGUGUUAAAAACGAGACCCAGUUUAAGAAUAAAAAUUCUGUUCUCGUACAAGGACAUGUGUAGAAAAUUGAGUGACGCAAGAAUAUAAAUAGCAAAUUUGGACAUUUAGAAACCAACUCAACUGUAUACUCGAGCUUGUUUGUUUGGUAAUUAAAUUGAAAAAAUGACGAAUACGAAAAAGGCUGCUACGGGCAAUGGCAAGGCGAGUUCGCAACAGUUCAUUGAAUUAGAACAGUCGAAACAACUACCCGAUCAGCCAAAGACAAAACUAUCCAGACUAGAGAAAAAGCGCAUACGCGAAGAGCUAAGGUUUCAAAAGAAAAUUAAAAAAGGCAAAACAUACUGCCAGGCUUGCAAGAAAAAAUGCUCGGGCGAAGUCCUUCGCGUUCAAGACAAGUACUUCCAUACGGGCUGCUUCAAGUGCAAAGCGUGCGGCUCCUCGCUGGCCCAAGGGGGCUUUUUCAGCAAAGAUGGGGCCUAUUAUUGUACCGCCGACUACCAAAGAAAUUUCGGAACCAAGUGUGCUUCAUGUGGGGACUAUGUUGAAGGAGAAGUAGUGACUGCUCUAGGAAAGACUUACCAUCAGAAGUGCUUUACGUGCGCCAGAUGUAGGCAGCCGUUCCCUUCGGGCGAAAAAGUGACUUACACGGGAAAAGAGGUGCUUUGUCAGCGAUGUGUCCAGAUUCCCAUUAGAAACGCCACUCCAAAGACAAGCCCGACUACCACUGCGAGUCCUCUACCAAAUGAAUGUGCCGGAUGUCGGGAGGAUUUGAAAGAAGGGCAGGUCUUGGUUGCGCUGGACAAAAGCUGGCAUAUUUGGUGCUUCAAGUGCCAUUCCUGCGGAACAGUUUUGCAUGGCGAAUACAUGGGAAAGGAUGGAGUGCCGUAUUGUGAACGGGACUACCAAAAGCAGUUCGGUGUUAAGUGCGCUUAUUGUAAUCGGUAUAUCAGCGGCAAAGUGUUGCAGGCCGGGGACAAUCAUCAUUUCCAUCCUACUUGCGCUAGAUGCUCCAAAUGCGGCGACCCAUUUGGCGAUGGCGAAGAAAUGUACUUGCAGGGAGGCGCAGUGUGGCAUCCAAGAUGCGGCCCUGGACCUCAACCGGAGGAUGGAAGAAUCCUGAACGGACCGGAAAAUGGCAACAUUACGGACACGGAUGUUAGCACUAAGGAAUUUGACCGGCAUAGUACGAGUGGUGCUAGUGAAUUACAAUUUUCCAUGAGAUCACGCACCCCUAGUUUGAACGGCUCCUUGUACAGCCCUACAAGCAUGCAUAGGAAGCACUACAGCCAUACSACCUAUCGUACACCUUCCCCAGGCCUCAUCUUGCGCGAAUAUAAUAAAUCUGGAACGUUAGCAGACGAUAUUUCCCGAAUUUACACCUACAGCUACUUGACCGACGAGCCCACAUUGGGAUAUUUAAAGAAACCAAUCGAUCCUUACGACAAGCCGCCAACUUCGCCUCACUUCCACCGGCCGACUUCUCAAAACUCGUUGCGAUCCUCAACUGGAGCGGGAGGGAAGCGCUACGGAUCGAGGUCCGCAAUGAAAGUUCUCGUGGACUCGAUUCGCAGCGAAACCCCCAGACCGAAAUCGCCCCACAUGAACAACGAGGAGCCGAUUGAGUUGAGCCAUUAUCCGGGGGCAAAACCGCCACAGCCUGGCGAGCCUUUGAAGAUCGAAAGGGACGACUUUCCGGCUCCCCCGUAUCCCUAUACUGAUCCAGAGCGGCGAAAACGGUGGUCGGAUUCCUAUAAAGGUGUGCCGGAGUCGGAUGACGAGGUGGUUGAUGGAAUGAGCGAGCUGGAUGUUAACGACAGCAAGCUGAAGAAGGAAGAGGAGGAACUAAGCAAGAUGGGCAGCGGCAUAGGGCAGGUGUUUUUGAAGAACGUGAAGGAAAGGGAGAAGUUCAAGCAGUGGAAGGCGUUCAACUUAGAUCCGAGAAAUGCCUCUAGAACCCCAUCGGCUAAUAAGGAGCCAGUUUAUAGGCUGCGCUACGACAACCCGAUUGGCGCUAGCCCUUCGCGCAACUUGGAUCAUUCCCGGCCUUUCGACGAAGACGACUUUGACCGCUCAUUGAGUUGUCGGUCUUCAUCAAUGAGCCGACCGAGCGGAUGGAACUACAACGUUGUGAGUGCCCUGAGACACAUUCCAAAGCCCGGCUACGGUUUGGCUCCCCGAUCUCAUACUUUUUCAUCGUCAGCCGGUAGCUACUCUCAUAUCCCUGGUGACUAUUCAUAUACUGGAAUGGGUGUAAAAACCCACAGCACCGAUUUUAGCUCAGGAAAAUCAGAUAUUUCAACUGGAUCCAUCACGGAUGUCGAAACGCGAAUGCAUUCGGAGCUGGGUCCAGUGUCGUACGCAGUGGGGCGUUACGGGGCCCCAGGCGGGUACAGCUCUCAAGUGAGAAGAAGCCUACCGAAUAUGGCGCAUCAAAUGUUGAUAAACGAACCGGCCAAAAUCUACCCCUAUCAUCUACUGGUUAUCACAAACUAUCGACUGCCAGCCGAUGUUGAUAGAUUAAACCUAGAGCGUCAUCUAUCAGAUCAGGAAUUUGAGGCAAUAUUCCAGGUGGGCAGGCACGACUUUUACCGGCUACCUCAGUGGCGUCGAAGCGAAUUGAAGCGGCGAGCGCGACUUUUUUAACUUAUUCAAAGGCCCUUACGGGACAGUGGCUGCUUGGUCCACAUCUCUAUUCUUCAGGUUUUCAUCUUGUUUGUUGGAAUAGAGCAAACACGAUCAGAAACGCGUCUAGUAACUGCAAGCAACCAAUCCGUUUCUAGUUUCGUGCUAGAUUCGCUUGAAAUUGAGUUGAAGUUCAAAUUUCCAUUUUCUUCGCCAGUUCGGCUCUUCCACAAUUCGCACUUGCAAUGGUAGUUUACUGCUAUUUUAUACCUGCUACUUCGCAUACUAUUCUGAGACGUUCCUCUGUUUUUAUUUAUUUUGAUAAAUGCUUGCCAAUUCCAAUGCCAACAGCUCACAAAACUGCUAAAAUAGAGAAAUUUCUGGACAAUACCAUACAUCUUUCCAUAUCGGAAAAUUCCAAAUCACUGGAUUGAAAAAUGUUUUAAUGCAUUUAGUGCAAGUCUGAAAAAUACAUCAUAUUUCUUGUGAUACAAAUUAUGGGAUCGGUCAUUUGUUCACUUCAUCCAUCACGUAAUUAAAAAAACAGUAGACGUUAGAUAUGUAGGCUUUUCUAAGUGGGCUGAAAUUAAUUCCCUUUUCCGUUAUGUAGGUAUGUUCAUUUAUAUUAGAUUUAUAGUCUGCUCGCCUGCGAUAAGUAUAAAGUGCAUUUAUAUCUACUUAAAAGCUUCGGAUGGCUCCUCAUUUCGGGACCAACAUUGUCGUGCUUUCACACAAUUCAGUUUUGUUGCUUCAAUGUGUGGAUUUUGGCGUGUUUUUACAUUUCCAAGCCCAACUUGUUCCUCCCAGUUUGUCUAUUUUCAUAUAUAAUUAGGUAAUUUAUAUUUGCCAUUACAAUUAAAACAUGUUCGACCUUUAUUUAGUCAUACAUUUUCUUAUAAGGGUAGCUACAUAGAUAAUACAAUAAUUAUUGCUUACAAUAAUUGUAUAAAGAAAAUGAUAAAAAAUUUUAGUAGCUAACCAUUUUUGUAUGACUUCAAUUAGUAAAGAUAUCUAAUCGUUUAUUAUGUACAGAUGAAGAGUUCGAGAAGAAAUAUUUAAAGAUAACUUCAAUUUGAGAUUUUAAGACAGCUAUGGUCUCUCUAAGGGGGUUGUUUCUGUUUCAGGGGCUAAUAAAUCAUUCUCAAGCCAUAAAAAUGUUAAUUUUUUCAAAUGCAAAAAAUAUUGAUUCAAUAAGGUCACUUUCUUAGAGAGACGCCCGGUAUUACUGUUAGACAUCUAUUAAAAAAAACAUUACGAUAUUUUUCUAGAUUGUAAGUUUACUGUAGUCGUUAUGAUAUUUUAUUUGUUUAAUGUAAGGUAAUACUUGGUAGUUCUAGUUUAACUGCUUUAUAGAGUGCUUUAUAUGGGCUAGUCUUCAGAAUCAAUGGGUAACUUUAGAGCCAAGUAUUCAAAAGGCAACUAUUAAUAAUUAUGGUAUAAAUUGCAUAAUAUAUUGAAGAGAUUUAUUA
This is a messenger RNA of Dendroctonus ponderosae (mountain pine beetle), 4606 nucleotides long. Its product is annotated as actin-binding LIM protein 3. The record is from RefSeq and is a predicted model, not a curated record. Bases 678 to 3158 code for a protein of 826 amino acids. Gene Ontology annotation, molecular function: actin filament binding. The transcript is spliced from 16 exons. NCBI's taxonomy places the organism in Eukaryota, Metazoa, Arthropoda, Insecta, Coleoptera, Curculionidae. Gene Ontology annotation, biological process: lamellipodium assembly; cytoskeleton organization. Gene Ontology annotation, cellular component: actin cytoskeleton.